AUGUAGCCACAUUUCUAUCCAUUAAAGGCAUUUGCUGGUCUUCCCUUAUUUCUCCCAUACCUGAUAGGAUUUACUUUUAUGGGUGUUUACUGAAGUUGUUUACAGUAGUUUCUGGAUUUUUUUUACAUUACUCAUAAACCCUUCCAAGACAAUUGACAUUUAAAUUGUUUUGGUGUAAGCAAUAAUUGUCUAAAGUUUUAAGAGUAUAGGCAGUACUGCAGGUUUAUCUUUGAUCGUACCUUUAUUCCUUGUGUGUGUGUGUGUGAACAACAAGUAUAAAAUGUAUUAUUUAUUUUUGAGACAGGGUCUUGUUGUAUAUUUCAGGCUGGCUUUGAACUCAGAGUGAUCCUCCUGCUUCAGCCUCCCAAAUGCUGGGAUUACAGGUGUGCACCACCACGCCUGGCCUUCUGAAGGCUAGCCAGGACUCCUAAGCUGCGAGAACAGAAUGGCUGUGUCCAAUACACUUUCUUUGCAAAAAUGGAAUGUUCUCUAUAGCCACAGCCCACCUGUGGCUAUUGAUUACUUGAGAUGUACCUAUUUCACCUGAAUUUAUAGUGUUAAUUAAAAGUUUUUUUAAUGUUUUAUUAUGAAAAAUUUCAAAGACACAAAAUGGUUGAAAUAAUUGUAAAGAGAAUAUCCACAUGCCACUAAUAAGCCUGUUAGAGUGUUAUUUGUUGAUUUUUUCACCUAAUUGGUGCCAUUAAGCUUUUUUUCUUUUGGUUCUGCUAUUUAAUUUUGAUGAAAUUUAGGGAGCCACACAUGUCUGGUGACUGUACCUUUUGGGGACUGUUGCUCUAGAAUAUGGGUGUCCAACCUCCUGCCACACUGAAUAAAGAGGAAUUGUCUUCAGACACAAAAAUACAUAGAAUAGUUAAUGUAUAUAAGUAAUAAAACUUUAAGACUUUUUUUAUUACAACAUUUAAAAAGAAUAUAAACAACAAGUGGGAUUUUAACCUUGCUUCUGUGAAUCUAAUGCUUUAGUAUCAGUUCAAUGAAAGUUGCAAUUUUUAGUUUUUAAGGCACUCAUCAGAGACUUAAAUUUUGCUCGUCAUAGUAGGUUGAAAUAUCUCAAUCACAGCAGUUUAUUGGGCAGGUCAAGUGAGUGAGUGAGACAUGCAGGUUUCAGUUGGAAUGAACAUGUUGGGCACAGGAAGUGGGGUUAGUGCUGCCCUGAGCCCUGACCAUAGCAACCCGUAGUCACCCGUGCAGUCUGCUUGGGCACCUUGCAAUUCAGCCAUGAAAGACCGUUCUGAAAACCACAUCAAAGUGUUAAAAGCUUAGGGUCCUAUGGGGCACCUUGCCAGUUGUGCAGGGCUGUGGAUUGGACAAACCGCUCUAAAGCCUGGCUGGGCAGCCUUUUUGAGCACAGCUGGUUCUCGGCCCUGCUCUGAAAAUGUUGGCUGUGUAGUCAGCUGCUCUCCCUCAUUGAGCAGGACAACCCUCAUUCCCUUCAGAUUUCUUGUAUGACUGUGAGUGAUUUUGUUCAUGUUGUAGGCCCUGACGAAUGUACAGUAUGAUACGCUUCAUAAUGCUCUUUCACUUACACGUCACCUAGGAGACAGGAGCAACUGCUUUUGAACCUCUCAUGUGGCCGGUUACUGUAUUCCUUAGUACUGUCAUUCUUUGGCUUCCUGUUGGGAAGAAAUAGCCCUUAGAUUUAAAAACUUAACUUACUAAGUCUGCUCCAUUCUCUUUCUUCUAAUAUUGAUUUACUUCUUUUAUUCUUCCCCACUAUACUAAGAUUUCUUACAUUUAUCUAAUUUGUAAUUACAUUUUUAUUUUUUUAGACAGGGUUUGACUGGCCCAGUCUGGUCUUGAACUUAUAGUGAUCCUCCUGCCUCAGCCUGCCAAGUGCUGGGAUUAUGCCCAGCUUUAUAUAUUUAGAUCAAGAUUGGAGACUGGGUCCUUAGGAUAAAUUUUUUGUAUUUUUAUGUUUGGCUUUAUACCUUACUUGAGCUGUCUCUUGACUGAUAGGCAAUGAUCACUGGAAUCUGAACUCCAUAUGGCACUAGUUUGAGGUGAAACUAGUUUUUUGUUACACUCAGAUCAGCCGAACCAAGUGUGUCUGCAUUGCAUUCCGCCUUUUAUUGUGGGACGCCUGACACUAUAACUUUGCUUGACCAAAGCUGCAUUUACAACACAGCAAGGAUGACUGGUGAGAACCGCUAUGAUCAACUAAACUCUACUGAUCUCUGCUUAUGAUAGAGUCUGUCAAAAAACUACAGACGCCAGGAAGAGGAAAACUGGUAUAAGUAUUUUAAUACUAACCUUAUUGAGAUAUCAUGAGAUUAACACAAGUUUCCUUUGGCCUCUGCAAUUACCAGAGGUGCUCAAAGUGGUGGCCAUUAGUGUCCAGAGAUUUAUUAGUACGGCAAGCGGCUGCUUGGGUAACCUUGGCUAUUGAGAUUGCUGCACAUGUGUUUUCAGUUUCUUCUCUAAGGGCUGGCAGUGUAGUGGGUUUUCUGUGAUAUAUGGCAUCUUCUGGGUCUCUCAUAUGAGGGUAACACCAUCUGUUGAAAAACCAUCAUACUGUAACUAAUAAACUAGACCCCCCCCCGCCCCCAGCUAAAAUAAACACCAAAGGUAAAGAAAUGAUUUGACUGAUGAUGAGCUCAGAACCUGCUUGAGCAGACCCUGCAAAUAAGAACUGCUCAAAGUAAAUAUCCAUAGCCCCAUUUCUUAGAACUGGGUAACAUGGCAGGGAGAACAUUGAUUUAAGAAUCAGAAAUCUUAAUUAUGGAUGAAUCCUUAACUAUUUUUUCUUUCAACCUGUGAAUACACUAUUUCUUAGUGGCACAAAAUCCAAACAGUCAUGUGAAUUCUUUUUUUUUUUUUUUUGCUAUUCUUUAUUAUUUUUAUUUAGUUCUGAGGUGUCCUUAUUUGGUUAGUUUUACUGUUGGAGACUCACUUGGGACAAGAGUAUCUUAAAUCCAGAACAUUAGAAUGUCUUUUAUUGUAAAAAGAAUGACAAACGGGGUGAUUAGAGGAACAGGAAAUGUGAAAGUAGAGAUGUUUUUGUUUUUCACUCUUAGAGCCUGCAAUUUAGUGUCAGUGGUGUAAAAGUAAACUAUUAGGAAAAAUAAGGAAGUGGGAACCUGGCCAGGAGUGAUUCCUCCUCCUGCUGAAGUGAUUUGCCCAAGAAAUCUCCUCCAACUAAUGGUUAUUCCAGGUAUCUCCCUUCAGCCUGGGACAGGAUGACAGCGUGCUGCUUUGAAAUGAUAAAGCCACUGAAGUUUGAAGUGUGACCAGAAGGUUUGAGGGUGUGACCAGCAGUUGUGUGCAGUCUCUAGCCUCUAUGAGAUCUGGACAGCAAAGACCAAUACAGUUCUCAUUUUGGGGUCAGUUUCUUUCACUGGCAGCACUAUAUAGCUCAGAUACAGACAGGAAUCAUCUCCUGGCAGAGUUUUAGCACAAAGCAUACUUCUUUUCUUAUUCUGAAGAUGAGCGCUGAGGAGGUGACUUACACAACCCUGAGAUUUCUUCAGUCUCCUUCAGAGGCACAGAACAAACUAAGACCCAAUGCAACUAAAGGGCCUAGGGAAGAUGAUGGCAAAGGAUUUGCAGUGCCCUGGCAUCUCAUUGCAGCAACCCUUGGGAUCAUUUGCUUACUUCUGUUGAUGACAGUUGUGGUGCUGGUGAUGGAGAUUUUUCAGGAAAAAAAUGAAAAGGAGAAAAUUCGAGAAAACCUCUGGCAAGCGCAAAAUGACAGUUCUUUAAAGGAACGUUUGACAAAUAAGACUUUAGAAUAUGACAUUCUUAAAAAUGAAAUGCAUCAGAAAAACACAGAACUAGAAUUGUCUUCCAAGAAAAAAUGUCAUAGGAAAAAUAAGACCGUUUCAAAACCUUUGCAGAAUAAAGGUAAAAUUUGUGAAGAUGACUUGACCUGUUGUGGAGUAAAAUGUUAUUAUUUUAUCAAGGAGAGUAAAGACUGGAACGGCUGUAAACUGACUUGUCAAGAUUACGGAUUGUCCCCUGUGAAGAUAGAUGAUAGAGAUGAACUGGACUUCCUUCGACUCCAGCUUGGUCAGUGUUAUUACUGGAUCGGGCUGUCAUUUGAUACAGGGGAAAAUAGGUGGAAAUGGACCGAGAGCGGCGCAUCUCCUGGAAUUAAUGUUAGAACAAUGCUUCCAUCUUCUUGGGAAGGAAAAUGUGCAUUUUUAAGUGCAACAAGAAUAUCAAAUAUUGCCUGCAGUAAGACCUACAAUUGUAUCUGUGAAAAGAGAAUGGAUGGUACUUUCCCUGCUUCAGUGUGCAGUGAGGAGGAAAGGAAACAGAGACAAAGAAACAGAGAGAGCUGAGCCUGAAAAGGAAGAAAAUAUUCUUUUGGAACAUGGCUUAGCGAUCAGAAGCCAUUGUUCUUCCUGGAGAAAAGAAGAGUUUGCCUUUGGGGAGCAGUUAUCCUUUUUUUUAAAUCACCUCGAGGAAUUAUUCUCUCUUUCUAUUCCUGAACCACCCCCAGGAGCAAUUAAAGAACACUGAGAAACAGUCUGCAACUUUUUCUUGUCCAAAGGGGAAAUCAUUUUAAUAUCUUGUCAUCCUGAUACCAUAAAUAAGAAAUAGAAAAUCAGGUGUGUUGGCAAAUGCUUGUAAUCCCACCACUCUGAGAGGCUGAGGCAGGAGGAUCCUAAGUUUGAGCCAUGCUGGACCACUUAGUGAGUUCCUGUCUCAAAAUAAAAAAUAAAAUAAGGGCUUGUGAUAUAGCUUAUUGCAAAGGCCCUAGUUUUGUUCCAAAGUACCCCAAAACAAAACAGAAAAACAGAGACAAUCAGAAUAUAGCUGUGUUUCUUUUUUCAUCUAGAAGCUUACCUUAUCUUUCAAAGAAUUUUAUUCUGCCCUGAAAAUAUAAUUGGAAACUUACUGAAUAGUUGCAAGAGCAUUACAAGGAACUCCCAUAUAUCCCUUUAUCCACAGUUAUCAGUUGCUUAUAUUUUGCUACAAUGAUCAGAAUCUGGAAAUUUAGUAUUGAUCCAAUCUGCAAUCUGUGUUCUGUUGUCCCCAUAAUGUCAUUCACAGGUCUCUUUCCUCCAUGCCAGCACAUUCAGUUGUAAUGUCCUGUGGUGUUCUCUGGUCUGGAACAGUUCUUUAGGCCUUGUUUUUCUUGACUUUGACAUGUUAAAAAUAAUCUGUUUUUGAAUUCUACUCUGCAUAUAAUAAAAUGUACCAUCUUGAAGUCAUGAGAAAUAUAAGUUUUAACAAAUAUACAUACUUCUUAUACACUAUCAAAAUGAGACAUAGGACAUUUCCAUCACCCUUAGAAGUUCCUUUCAGCCUCUCACCACCCACGUGCCAGCCAAGCAGUGAUCACUUCCUUUCAUGGUCACUUGGUUUUGACCAUUGCUCCAUUUCACGCGUCAUGGACUCUUUUGUAUUUGGCUUCUUUUUUCUGAGCAUGUUUUUGAAAUUAAUCUGUGCCUUUUCGUGUAUCAAUAAUUCAUUCCUUUCGUUACAAAAUAGUAUUCUACUUAUAGAUGUACCACAAUUUUAAAAAUUCAUUUACCUAUGAAUAUUUCAUAGGUUUCCAAUUUUUGGUUAUUAUUAUUAUAAAUAAAGUUGUUGUUUAUAUUUGCGCACAAGUCUCUGUGUAGAUUUUUAACUAUAUUUGCCUAAAGACUAGUGAUACUGAGCACCGUUUCAUAUGUUUAUGGUUAUUUGUAUAUUUUCUUUUGUAAAAUAUCUACCUUUUGCUCACUUUUUAAAAAUUUACUUUGUCUUCUAAUUAUGGAGCUGGGAGAGUUCUUUAUAUAAUUUGGAUACAAACCCUUUGGUAAGUGUAUGUACUGUAAACUUUUUUUUCCUAGUCUGUGUCAUGUCUCUUCACUUUUUAAUGAUGUCUUUCAAGAAGCAGAACUUCUAAACUUUUACUGAGGCCUAAUUUAUCAUUUUUUCAUGGUUUUUAUGUCUCAUCUACGAAUCUUUACUAUAUCAAUAUUGCAUAGAUUUUGUCCUAUGAUUGCCUUGUGAAGACUGAUAGUUUUAGUUUACAUGUUUGGAUUAUAUUCAUUUCAAGUUGAUAUUUAUGUGUGAGAAAAGAGUUGAGGUUCACAAUUAUUCUAUUUGGGUAUAUGUUGUUUUCGCAGUAUUUGUUAAAAGUCUUUUCUACUUUAACACUGAAUUACUUUGUUGUCUUUGUAGAAAUUAAUUGACCAUGUUAGUAUGGUUGAUUUCUAGAUUCUGUAUUUGGUCUCAAUAGUCUAAAUAAUCUCUUCUUGCAGUAACACCAUAAUAUCUCAAUUACUAUUACAGAAUCUGUUGGAAUGAAGUGUGUUAAUUCUCCAAAUUCAUUUCUUUACAAAAAUAUAUUGGCUAUUCCAAGUUAUUACAUUUACUCUAAAUUUCUUUAAAAAAGCUGUUGGGAUUCUAACUGAGAUUGGAUUGACUCUGAAGAUUAAGUUGGGAGAACUGAUAUUUUAAUAAUAUUAGAAUUAUUAGUGUUAAAAUUCAUGAUCGUGAUUUAUCUCUCCAUUUAGUUAGGUCUUUUUAAUUUCUCUCAGCAAUAUGCUACAUUUUGGCAUAUAAAUCUGACACAUA
Molecule: messenger RNA, 6528 nt
Organism: Heterocephalus glaber (naked mole-rat)
Lineage: Eukaryota; Metazoa; Chordata; Mammalia; Rodentia; Bathyergidae
Source: RefSeq, a predicted model, not a curated record